Ruditapes philippinarum (Manila clam) is the source of this 2522-nucleotide messenger RNA. Its product is annotated as papilin-like. The transcript has 7 exons. The record is from RefSeq and is a predicted model, not a curated record. Bases 204 to 2522 code for a protein of 772 amino acids. NCBI's taxonomy places the organism in Eukaryota, Metazoa, Mollusca, Bivalvia, Venerida, Veneridae.
AAUACGCGACAUUUACAAACAAAAUUUAAAUCAAAAUUAUCUUAGUUAUUUUUCUGUAAUAUUCAUUUAUCAUAUUAAAGUGAAGAUAUAAUUAAGAGCAAUAUAUAUCUCGUAGAGUGGAUUAUGUUUAAUCUUAGACAAACAAGAAAGUCUUUUUGAAUCGGCUGAAAUAAGAAAGUGAAUUUAUACACAGAUAUUAAGGAAUGAAGAUGAAAGAACCAAUUUUGGAAGCAGUGGUGGAAGAAUUAGAAAAGGAGAAUACAUUUACGUUCUCAGAAAUUUCAGUGCCAGACGAAACGAUCAGCGCAACGACUGAAGAAAAUGAAAGUAUUAAGCAAAACGGUAACUUGAAUCCUGUGAUGGAACGUGUUGAAAAUGAAAACGGAAUUGACUUCGAAACCAUAAACGCUUAUCCGGAAAGUGAACACCAAGAGAGCGGGAAAACUGAUUCAAAAAACGAAAAAGUCUUUGAAAACACAAUUAUGCCUGAGAAUCACAAUACAGACAAAGAAUGUGCUAAUGGUUUACAAAACUACCCGGUUACUGUAAAGUCCAUCGUUGAAGAUUCAAGUGGCUCCGGUCAGUCAACUUUGAAAUUAGCAAACUCGUCGUCAGCGUUCGCUCACACAAGCGAUGACUCUACAAGAACCUCUGAUCAAAAUAUCGAAUCACAAAACAAUGAACAUUCUAUCCAAGUGAGUGAAAUAGAAAACGGUGUUUCUAUACAUAGAAACUACCAUGACGAUGACGAAAGAUCUAACACGGUUGUUGAACUGACGAAAGAAAACUUAAAACAUCAUACCAAAACAAUGAAAAAUGAUUCUAAUAAAUACCAGCUGCUGUCUCAAGAACACUUAACAGAUAAAGUUAAAAGUUCUGUUACAGUUACUACAAUUUUACCUACAAGUGAUGCAUCUACCUUACCCGACAAAGCAGAAAACAAUGCUGGGGACACAACCAUUACGUGUACUAUUUCUGACGCAACAAUUUUGCCUAAAAGUGAUUCAACUAUCUUACCCGACAAAGCUAAAAACAAUGCUGGGGACACAACCAUAACAAGUUCUUUUUCAGAUGGAACACUUUUACCUAAAAGUGAUACAACCGUUUUACCUGACAAUGCUGAGAAUAAUAGAGGUGCCAUAACCGUUGCAGGUUCUAUUUCAGACGUCACAGUUUUACACAAAGGUGAUGCAUCUGUGCCACCCAGUACUCCUAAAAACUUUACAGAUGAGAACAACCGAAAAGGUUUUGCUUCGGAUACUUCAGCUUUACCUGAAAGUGAUGCUUCGGUAUUUCCCGAUCAUGCUGAAAACAGUAACGGCUAUACAGACAUUAAAGGCUAUACUUCAGAUGCAACAGUUGUAUCUAAAAGUGCAUCGAUCCAACCUGAUAGUGCUGAAGAUAAUGUAGAUGAGAAAAUCUCAAAGGAUUCAUUGAGCAGCACAAUAUCCAAGAAACAAACCAUUGACGAUAAGGAGACUGUUUACAAGUUUGUGAAUGAUGUAAAUCAUAACACAGAUGAAGCCAUUAAAGUUUCUCCAACGGAAUCUUCGCAACUUCAUCGUCAAGCUGAAAGUAAGGGAUCCCGACAUUCUAACAAAAAACAUAAAAAGAAAAAGAAGCAUAACGAUCUUGAAAAUGUUGAAACAUUGAUAAAUCAGGAUGAAAAAGCAAAUGUCAAAAGAAAGCGCCGAAACAAAACGAAAAAGUCAGCAUUAUGUAAUGAAACUUCAACUAGUCAAGGUUCGAGCGGCAACAAUGAAUAUUCUUUGAUAAAGAAUGGCUUUGACGAGGGUAAUACUUCACAAAACAAGGAUAAUAACGAACGCUCGUCAAUCAGUCGCGAGGACGGCAGUGUUAACGGACAGCUUGUAGAUCAGUGGAAAGGAAUUGGGGUUAAACAAGGAGUUGAACUUGGCCAUAAACGAUUGUUAAAACGAGAGAAACAACAUAAGUUCCAAAGAAAAUUACCCGUGUAUGAUGCCAAUAAUACUAGCACGAGAAUGAUAUUACUAAAUAACAAAUACGGGAAGAAUUCUAGAUUGUGGACGGGUGAAGAUUGCCACCUUAACAGGGGUAAACUUAUAAAUCCACUUAGGCACCAGAAAGAGCCUUCAUUUUAUUUGAGCGGGAAUUUUCAUUCCCGGUGUUCAACCUCCGAGGAAACUAUCCGUCCAUGUUUCACUACAGGAUUGACAAAGUUUGACUUUAGUAACAGACCUCAAUCUGAUAAAAUUGGUGACAGACUGUAUGAAGCAAAAAUAUCAGUAAAUCCAAACCGUCAUCGAUCUUGUCAGUGUACACUUCCACCUAUACCAAGACCUCUCAAUUUUUCUCCACUGACACACCAAGAGAGAUCAAAUAGGUACGUUUUCGCUUGGGAGCGUCUCUACGCCGAACCACAGAUUCGUCCCGUUUCCUCUGUGAGGCCGUACUCAUCUAUUUCCGGAAAGAAAGUCGGUCUUCACGUUAAGGUACCGAAUGCUUUUGCUGCACCAUUUAAGAAAGAGACCGCAUUGUGA